AUGGAAGCAACCGCCACAAGCGCGGCCAUAGGGGCUAUAUUAGCUCAAGUGGAAGCGCGGGAUCAGCCUCGCCAGCGACGGACAUUCUUGCAAUAUACCCCACCAGAGGUGCUGCAGCGGCGACGGAGCAUCUUGGACUCUAUGGCGUCGGAGCUGGCCAUGUAUGAGGCUGCCAUAGCAGCCGGAACGCCUCUCCCAGACUCGAUUCCCCUUCCGGCCUAUCACCCCGAACAACACCAGUUGUUGGCGAAUGGCGGAGAGCAUAGGCAGAGGUCCACGAUGGACUAUGUGGAGUUCUUAAGGGGGGCAGUGCGGCGGGGGAACGAGAAUCUAGCAAGACUGCGAGAGCAGAGUAAUCGAAGUCUCCAGGGCUUGUUGCUGAUGGCUCGGAAGGAACUCGAUGUUGCCGACUGUGCGAACGCAGCUGCUCGCUCAAGGACACUACCGCGAGCGAUGGGGGAAAGUACAGUGACUGAAGAGCCCGUUACUGGGCUCGAUUAA
Messenger RNA from Pseudogymnoascus verrucosus, 501 nucleotides. RefSeq lists its product as uncharacterized. The record is from RefSeq and is a predicted model, not a curated record. The transcript has a single exon. The coding region runs from base 1 to 501 and encodes 166 amino acids. NCBI's taxonomy places the organism in Eukaryota, Fungi, Ascomycota, Leotiomycetes, Thelebolales, Thelebolaceae.